Molecule: messenger RNA, 2750 nt
Organism: Tachysurus fulvidraco (yellow catfish)
Lineage: Eukaryota; Metazoa; Chordata; Actinopteri; Siluriformes; Bagridae
Product: B-cell receptor CD22-like
Exons: 12
Coding region: 190-2526 (778 amino acids)
Source: RefSeq, a predicted model, not a curated record
UCUGGAGUCAUAACGAAGCUCAUAACUGCUUAUGAGUCUAGUACGAGUGAAGGAGGAACAGGCUGAUUAAGACCGUUAAUAUUUAUUAAAAGAGUAAGAGAUUUAUUUUAUAUUUAUAAGGAUAAUUUAGGUGUAAAUUCUACACAUGGUGGAUCUUCGAGUGUCGUCUGUCUGAAGGCUGAUGUCACCAUGUUUUAUAGAAUGUCGAGAAAUAUUACAGUAACAAUCCUCAUGUUACUGACAGGAGUUCAGUCUCAGCACGGUGUAACUUUCUCCUCUCAGAGUCUCUGUGUUGUUAUUGGAUCUACAGUAAAAAUCCCCUGUACAUUUACACCUGAUCACUCCAAACUCACAGAGAGACAGUGGUAUCGAGGCCAGAGCUCUGAAGGAGAACCAAAAGAGCUGAGCAAAGAUCCAGAAUAUUCAGGACGUGUGUAUGUAAACACCUGGGGGUCUGACUGUAGUCUGACAGUGAGUAAUGUGAGAGUGAGUGACUCUGGAGUUUAUAACUUUAGAUAUAAAACACAGAGCAGUGACUGGAUAUCAGCUUCAUCUGGAGUUCAACUGAAUAUUACAGACUUGCAAGUGAAGGUGGAUCCUAACACUGUAGGACAGAGAGAAGUGAAUGUGACCUGUAGGUCCAUCUGCAGACUCAACACACAUGGUUUCUACUGGUACUGGAAUGACUAUAUCAAAUACACAGAAGACGCCUCCAUUGUACUUGACUCCACCAGUAAAUUUGAUGUAGGCUGCUACUCCUGUCAGGUGCAUGAGAGUAAACACCGCUCUCCUCCAGUGUGUGUACUGGGUAGAGAGUAUUGGGGUGUGACUUACACUGCUGAACAUGUGUGUGCUCUGAAAAACACAUCAGUUGAUCUUUCCUGCUCUUAUAAAUAUCCUGCAGACCACACGGUGAUAAAAUCAGUGUGGUUCAUUAAAGAGCAGAUUGAUGUUGAGCCUGAGGAUGUGAGAGAGGAUGAGGAGUAUCAGGGCCGAGUGCAGUACACACAGAGCUCCCAGAAUGACUGUAGUCUGAGAAUCACUAACCUGAGAGAGAGAGACACUCAAACAUACAGGUUCAGAUUCCACAUUGAUGAUUCUACAGAAAAAUACACCGGAGAACCUGGAGUCUCUCUGUCUGUCACAGAUCUGAAGGUUACAGUAUCAGACUUGGACAACUGGAAUAAGAAGCUGAGCUGCAUCACCACUUGCACUCUGUCUAACAACCCCACUUACAUCUGGUACAAGAACGGACAGCGUGUUACUGACCAGGACAGAAAUGAACUGGAUGUUAGCAGUGAGGAUGCAGGCAGCUUCUCCUGUGCUGUAAGAGGACAUGAGGAAUUUUGCUCUCCUGCUGUCUGCAUUUAUGAUGAGAAGAGCUGCUGGAGUGUGACUUACUCCACCCAAUCUAUCUGCUCUCUGAUUGGCUCAUCAGUGGACAUACACAGUUAUUACACCUUCCCUAAUAAAUACAAUGUCACAGAAGUGAUUUGGUUCACUGAAGACCUGGAGGAUGUGAGAGAGGAUGAGGGGUAUCAGGGCCGAGUGCAUUACACACAGAGCUCCCAGAAUGACUGUAGACUGAGAAUCACUAACCUGAGAGAGAGAGACGCUCAAACAUACAGGUUCAGAUUCUACACUGAUGAUCCUACAGGAAAAUACACCGGAGAACCUGGAGUCUCUCUGUCUGUCACAGAUCUGAAGGUUACAGUAUCAGACUCGGGUAGUGGACAAAUCGAUCUGAGCUGCAUCACCACCUGCACUCUGUCUAACAAACCCACUUACAUCUGGUACAAGAACGGACAGCGUGUGUCUGAGUGUAAAUCUGCCUCCUGCUCUGUAGCUGCAGUCGGUGGUGCGGUCAGUUACAGCUGUGCUGUUGAAGGCCAUGACAGUCUCCUCUCUCCUCCAGUGUAUUCCCCUAAAAACACCACAGCAGUGGUUCUUUCCUCUGGAGACACAGUGGAGGGGGAUUCAGUGACUCUGAGCUGUAGCAGUGAUGCAAACCCUCCUGUUCUCACCUACUCCUGGUUUAAACAGAGUUCAGCUGCACUGCUGAUAACAGGCCAGAAUUACAGCAUCAGUAAUAUCAGCUCCCAGCACAGAGGACUGUACUACUGCACUGCUCACAACCAGCUGGGACACCACAACUCUACACCAACACACCUGGAUGUGUUGUAUUCCCCUAAAAACCCCACAGCAGUGGUUCUUUCCUCUGGAGACACAGUGGAGGGGGAUUCAGUGACUCUGAGCUGUAGCAGUGAUGCAAACCCUUCUGUUCUCACCUACUCCUGGUUUAAACAGAGUUCAGCUGCAGACACACUGCUGAUAACAGGCCAGAAUUACAGCAUCAGUAACAUCAGCUCCCAGCACAGAGGACUGUACUACUGCACUGCUCACAACGAGCUGGGACACCACAACUAUACACCAACACACCUGGAUGUGCUCAGUAAGUGCAGCAUAAAACAUUUAUGUAGCUGUAUAAAGUAUUUAAUUUUAUUUAAAUUUUUAAGUAGGCUCUAAGAACAGUGUGUUACCAUUCACCAUGUUGGGACUAUUUGUCUUCUUGGCAUUAACACUCAUCCCAGGAGCUCUGUGGAUGUGGAAGAGGAAGCGGAGCUCAGCUAAUGGCCACAGCAACACUGGUGAGAGUGGACAGCCUCAGUCUGCUGCAGUGCAUGAAAUUAUCUCAGCCUCAAACCAUAGCAGAAGAGUCUCAGACGAACAGGAUGACGGUCACUACGCCA